Miniopterus natalensis is the source of this 736-nucleotide messenger RNA. Its product is annotated as interferon alpha-inducible protein 27-like protein 1. Gene Ontology annotation, cellular component: mitochondrial membrane. The record is from RefSeq and is a predicted model, not a curated record. Gene Ontology annotation, biological process: release of cytochrome c from mitochondria; intrinsic apoptotic signaling pathway. Lineage: Eukaryota; Metazoa; Chordata; Mammalia; Chiroptera; Miniopteridae.
CAUUUCCUGAGCGGGGCGGAGCUGCUCCAAAUAUCCAGAGCCAGACCUCACCCUGGAGCUUUUCAGAACAUUCUUCUCUAGGUGUGACUCCCCUGGGUGCAGCCAUGGAAGGCAUCAUAGCCUCUUCCCUCGCUAAGACAGCGAUCCUGGCCAAAGCUGGCGGGAUGGCCUCUGGCACUGUCCUGGCUGGACUGUCAUCAGUGGGGCUCACCCUGUCAUCCAACGCUGCCCUGGGCUCGGCUGCAUCUGCCCUGGGGUCCAUGCUGGGGACACUGAAAGCCUCCUGUGUCCUGGGAUCCCCCAUGGCAGCCCUGACUGCUUGCCCACUUGGAGCCAAGGCUGCUGCAGUUGUCAUCGGCGGAGCUGUAACUGUGGGCGCUGUGCCCGUGGUCCUGGGCACCUUGGGCUUCACCAGCGGAGGAAUCGCUGCCUCCUCCAUAGCGGCCAAGAUGAUGUCCGUGGCCGCCAUCGCCAACGGGGGAGGGGUUGCCUCUGGCAGCCUUGUGGCUACUCUGCAGUCCAUUGGAGCAUCAGGACUGUCCCUGUCAUCCAAAGUCAUCCUUGGCUCCACUGGAUCUGCCCUGGUGUCCCUCAUAGUAUAACUCCCUGUCACUCCAGUGCAGAGAGAAAACCAAGUGAGGCCCUUUCCACCAGUCUGAUGCAGUGGGAACCAGACCCGGGGUGACAGUGCCACAUGCUGCACCCCCUGAGGAAUAAAAAUGAAGUGUGCACACUG